This is a messenger RNA of Lutra lutra (Eurasian river otter), 3387 nucleotides long. RefSeq names its product nerve growth factor receptor (gene NGFR). Lineage: Eukaryota; Metazoa; Chordata; Mammalia; Carnivora; Mustelidae. Gene Ontology annotation, molecular function: nerve growth factor binding; death receptor activity; coreceptor activity. Gene Ontology annotation, cellular component: plasma membrane; cell surface. Gene Ontology annotation, biological process: Rho protein signal transduction. Bases 105 to 1388 code for a protein of 427 amino acids. The transcript is spliced from 6 exons. The record is from RefSeq and is a predicted model, not a curated record.
CAGCCAGCUCUGGGGGGCGGGCGCUGGAGCGCAGCGCAGCGCAGCCCUAUCCGUCCGCGGACGGGACUCAACUGGAAGCCGAGCGCUGCCGCGGGAGGCGGGCGAUGGGGGCAGGUGCCUCCGGCAGCGCCAUGGACGGGCCGCGCCUGCUGCUGCUGCUGCUCCUGGGGGUGUGCCUUGGAGGUGCCAAGGAGGCAUGUCUCACCGGUCUGUACACCCACAGCGGGGAGUGCUGCAAAGCCUGCAACCUGGGUGAGGGGGUGGCCCAGCCUUGCGGAGCCAACCAGACCGUGUGCGAACCCUGCCUGGACAGCGUGACCUUCUCGGAUGUGGUGAGCGCCACCGAGCCGUGCAAGCCGUGCACCGAGUGCGUGGGGCUGCAGAGCAUGUCGGCGCCGUGCGUGGAGGCGGACGACGCCGUGUGUCGCUGCGCCUACGGCUACUACCAGGACGAGACGACGGGCCGCUGCGAGGCGUGCCGCGUGUGCGAGGCGGGCUCGGGCCUCGUGUUCUCGUGCCAGGACCGGCAGAACACCGUGUGCGAGGAGUGCCCCGACGGCACGUACUCCGACGAGGCCAACCACGUGGACCCGUGCCUGCCCUGCACCGUGUGCGAGGACACCGAGCGCCAGCUGCGCGAGUGCACGCGCUGGGCAGACGCCGAGUGCGAGGAGAUCCCUGGCCGGUGGAUUACCCGGUCCACGCCUUCGGAGGGCUCAGACAGCACCGCCCCCAGCACAGAGGAGCCCGAGGGACCUCCAGAGCAAGACAUCAUAGCCAGCACAGUGACAGAUACGGUGACCACAGUGAUGGGCAGCUCUCAGCCCGUAGUGACCCGAGGCACUGCCGACAACCUCAUCCCUGUCUACUGCUCCAUCCUGGCUGCUGUGGUUGUGGGCCUGGUGGCCUAUAUUGCCUUCAAGAGGUGGAACAGCUACAAACAGAACAAGCAAGGAGCCAACAGCCGGCCCUCGAACCAGACGCCCCCGCCGGAGGGAGAAAAGCUUCACAGUGACAGUGGCAUCUCAGUGGACAGCCAGAGCCUGCAUGACCAGCAGCCCCACACGCAGACGGCCGCAGGCCAGGCCCUCAAGGGGGAUGGAGGUCUCUACAGCAGUCUGCCACCAGCCAAGCGGGAGGAGGUGGAGAAGCUGCUCAACGGCUCUGCGGGGGACACCUGGCGACACCUGGCCAGUGAGCUGGGUUACCAGCCGGAGCACAUAGACUCCUUCACCCACGAGGCCUGCCCAGUCCGAGCCCUGCUUGCCAGCUGGGCUGCCCAGGACAGCGCGACGCUCGACGCCCUCCUGGCGGCCCUGCGCCGCAUUCAGCGAGCCGACAUCGUCGAGAGCCUGUGUAGCGAGUCCACAGCCACGUCCCCCGUGUGAGCCGCCCCCGGAGCCCCUGCCCUGCCCCCACAUUCCGACGACUGAUGCUCCAGCCGCCCCCACAGGCCAGCGUCAGAGCUGAGCUCCUCUGGGCAGGGCCGUGGGGCCCAGGCCCCUCCACCACUGCCCUGUCCUGGCUCCUGUGUGCCCCCGUUGCUUCUGACCACUCUCUCCGGUGCCAGAAGAGCCCCUGCUGCCCCUCCCACCCUUGCCCCUAAGCAUCCCAUCUGCAUUUUCUGCUCCCCUCUCCCCACACUUCUAGGUGGGCCAGCCCCUCCCACCUCAGCAGGUGUCAGGCCUAGGGGGCUAACACCAAGGGCGGUCUUGGGGGUGAUGACAAAGCCCCAGAGACUCAAAGGGAGAGACCAAGGAACCAGAGCCAUGGGCUCUACACUGUGAACUUGGGGAAUGAGGGACCAUCACUGUGGCCUACAUCUUCCCUCAGCCCCCUCACCCUCCUCUCUGGCCCAAGAUGAAGACGACCAGAGGCUUGUCAGAGCUGCAAGGGGGUUUUGAAGUCUAGUCCUACCCCCUUGUUUCAUGUAUAGGACAGACAGGCCCAGAGAGAGGGAGCGACUUGCCCAAAGCCACCCAGCAAUGGGGAGGACAGAUGUGGGCUGGCCCCCCGCUCUCUGAAUUAGGGGGUGCUGCCUUCAGGUUUGCUUGAGGUUAGAGAGCCAGCGGAGGGGUUGGGGGGGCAGGGAACCCUCUGGGAAAUGUCUCAAAGCCAAAUCCAGUGUGCCCUCCACCACCUCCAGGCCUGUCCAACCCCUGUGGAGAUGGGAGGCUUCGCCCAAGGCCUGGUGCACUGAUCUGUCACGGUCAGAGGUGGACUUGAUGGAGCAUGGUUUGAGGUUUGUGGAAAAGGAUGCCGCUCCUCUUUGCCAGUCCCGCUUGGGCAUGCCAGUGUGGCAUCCGCGGUGUGGCCCAGUGUGCUGGUAGCUUCCAUCCCAGCACAGACCUGGAGCCAACCCAGGCAGUGUCUUCUCCUAGAGCCAGGCCCGGGGUCAGGGACUAAAGGCCCCCAACCUGGGACAAACACACACACACACACACACACACACACAGAGCAAUCCUGCUUUUCUCCACAAGUUUUUUCUCUUGGGCUGGGACCGGAUCCUGCCCAGGGCAGCUGCCAGAGAAGCAGUGAAGGGAUUUGAACUCGGCUUGCCCUCUUCCCUCGCCCCUGCUUUGGCGGGCCAAGGAAGGCUGAGGCUUGAACUGGCGUCUGGCUUCCGAGGGCCUGCACGUGGAGGAAUGCUCCCCCCACCCCGCCCCCGCCAUCCUUCCUUUUCCUGCGAGCCUGGGUUUGGCUGGGCUCCGACCGCUGCAGCGAAGAAAAGCGGACCAGUGUGGGAACGCAGCAAGAAGGAGCGGAGGGAGACUGUGGCCCGCAGAGGGCCUCCCCACGUUGAGAAGACCCUGCGAAGGACUGUUGGUUCCCUAGCCUGGUGCCAGAAAGGGGCCGUGAGGUCUCACGAGGUCCCUCCUGGCCUGUUUUGUUUUGCUGGACGUUGGAAUGAGUGUGGCACCCCUCUAUUUAGCAUGACCGAGCCCCGAACCCCAAGCAGGGUGUGCGCUGACAGCUACCCUAUCCCCAGCCCAGGGUUCUCCCAGCUCCGUGUAAGGCAGUGGGAACAUUGUAAGUAGAUGGCAUUUCUGUGACCUCCGUCUGAUAGGAGGAAGGGGGGCGCUCACCUGCUGGCCCCCACCUGUGCACCUGGAGAGCCGGACAGGAUCUGAGUGUAUUUAUUUUCCUCCCCAGCAGCUGGGGAGGGGGUUGGGGUACCGCAAGUAUGUUUUAGCAUGUGUUUGGUUCUGGGGCCCCUUCCGCCUCCCUUUGGGCUGAGAUGAAAUCCUUUUCGUCGCCCAGCUGGGGGCUGUGAGCCCCAGAUUCCCUGUCACCUCCCCCUUGCAUCCUGUGUAAUCAUUUCUUGGGCCUUCCUCAAACCUACCCAUAAAACAUAAAUGAUGAACAUUAUAAUAGCAAAGAAAGAAA